Molecule: messenger RNA, 477 nt
Organism: Lucilia sericata (common green bottle fly)
Lineage: Eukaryota; Metazoa; Arthropoda; Insecta; Diptera; Calliphoridae
Exons: 2
Coding region: 122-385 (87 amino acids)
Source: RefSeq, a predicted model, not a curated record
AUCAUAUCAGUACUUUAUAGUUUUACUAUAAAAACUCCAGAUUCUACUGACAAACUUAUCAAUCACUUAAAGCCACACAAAACGUAUAUAACUUCAAUUUACAAAACUAAAUCUUAACAAAAUGUUCAAAUUGAUCGUCUUGGUAUUCGCUGCUCUCUUUGCCAUUGCUGCUGCCCGCCCCGGUUACUUGGCUUCUUCUCCCGUAGUCUACUCUUCCCACUAUGUACAACCUGUUGUAAGUGCUCAUUACUCUGUGCCCGUAGUCCAUGCUCCCGUAGUACAUUCUGCUGUUGUUGCCCCUGUUGUACACGCUGCUCCCGUCUAUCACUCUUAUGGUGCUGUCGUCAAGAGCUACGCUCCCGCUUAUGGUGCAUGGAAACAUUAAACAUUGUGAUAACGAUUAAAAUGUAAGCCAAGGACCUGAGUUAGAAUUUAAGAAAAAAAUAAAAUUUUAUAAAAAAAAAUAUUUAAAUGAAA